Messenger RNA from Brassica oleracea var. oleracea, 495 nucleotides. RefSeq names its product glycine-rich protein 2-like. The record is from RefSeq and is a predicted model, not a curated record. The transcript has 2 exons. Bases 1 to 495 code for a protein of 164 amino acids. NCBI's taxonomy places the organism in Eukaryota, Viridiplantae, Streptophyta, Magnoliopsida, Brassicales, Brassicaceae.
AUGGACGUGGGGGGCAAGGCCGAAACUCGUUUGGUCGAGGCCAAGGAAACUCCUAUGGAGGCCGUGGUCAUGGCCGAGGCCGUGAACUUAGUCAUCGGAGUUGUUGUCUGCGCUGUUUUAGCAGUGGUGGUUAUAAUCAUAGGCUGCAUCAUCACCCGCAAUACUAAGCUUCCCUCUCCACCGCCUCCUCUACCACGGCCACCACAGCCACUGCAGCUCCGGACGCCUGUGUAUAGAACCAAAGAUGGAGAUCUUGUCAUUCUGACAGGCACUGGCACUGCCAUAUCAGUUGCUGGAGCAGUUAUGUAUGGUAGUUCUGGUGGUUGUGGAGGUGGAGGUUGUGGGGGAGGGGGAGGAAGUGGCGGUAGUGGAGGAGGUGGUGGUUGUGGGGGAGGAGGAGGAGGAGGAGGAGGUGGUGGUGGUUGUGGAGGAGGGGGAGGAGGUGGUGGCGGUGUUGGAGAUGGUGGUGGUGGAGGCGGAUGCGGAGGUGAUUAA